Molecule: messenger RNA, 561 nt
Organism: Phalaenopsis equestris
Lineage: Eukaryota; Viridiplantae; Streptophyta; Magnoliopsida; Asparagales; Orchidaceae
Product: protein FAR1-RELATED SEQUENCE 9-like
Exons: 1
Coding region: 1-561 (186 amino acids)
Biological process (GO): regulation of DNA-templated transcription
Source: RefSeq, a predicted model, not a curated record
AUGGUGCAUUGUGGUAAUGGAAUCAAGAGUGUUAGCAACCUUUUCUAUAAAUGCAUGAGCAAGUGUGACUCCGAGGAAGAGUUCAAAGAGACUUGGUCCCUAAUGAUUCAACAAGGAAAUCUACACUAUAACGUGUGGUUAGAUGAUUUGUACAAUAUAAGAUAUAGGUGGUCUACAGCCUUCAACAAAGCUAUAUUUGGAAUGGAGAUCCUAUCAACACAAAGAAGCGAGUCCACAAAUAAUAUAUGUCAUGGUGUAUGCAAGCCUACAAGCUCCCUCACUGAAUGUUUUCUGGGCCUUGAAAAUGUUAUGAAAUCAUGGAGAAGAAAUGAGAAGGAUGCAGACUUCAAAAGAUCUCAGUUUGUUACUACACUUGUGGUUAAAAGCAGUCCAGUGUUGAGGCAAGCUACUUUAUUAUAUACAAGGAAGCUCUACUCAAUGUUUGAGGGAGAGUUAUUGCAUGGUCCAUGUGGACUAGCCGUCGAAGUUUUCGUAGAAAGUGAUUCUGAAUAUUACGUAAGGAAUUUGGAUAAUCAGGAUAAACAAACCCUGGAUUGUUAA